GAACUAUUGAGGAGGCUGCAAGAAACAAUUUCUUACCGUUGUCUGAGUUCUGACCAGCUCACAUCAGUAAAGAGAGAAGAAGCGAGAGCGACAGUAGGGAGGAGAAGGUGUUCACCAUUCCUGGAGAAGAGAUUGCUGUCAGGGACUGGAUUGGAGAGCGAUGAGUGGACAAGUGUUGCAGACAUUUGGAGGUCUAGUGCGGAGAAAUAUGGAGACAGAGUUGCAGUGGUGGAUCCAUACCAUCAUCCCCCAACUACUCUCACUUACAAACAGCUGGAGCAAGAAAUACUGUAUUUUGCUGAAGGGUUGAGGAUGGUGGGGAUGGAGCCACAAGAGAAGCUUGCUCUUUUUGCUGACAACUCCUGUAGGUGGCUUGUUGCUGACCAAGGGUCAAUGGCGAUGGGAGCAGUUAACGUUGUGAGGGGGACAAAGUCAACUACUGAAGAGCUACUACAAAUAUACAACCAUUCUGACAGUACUGCGCUUGCUGUGGACAACCCUGAAUUAUUCAGUCGAAUUGUCGGGACGUUUUGUUCAAAGGGGGCGACAGUGAAAUGUGUCAUUCUUCUUUGGGGAGAGAAACCAUGCUUGAGUGAGUUUGGAAUAGAGGGAUUGCCUGUUUUCACUUACCAAGAAAUCAUUGAUUUGGGACACGAAAGCUACAGAGCCUUAUCUGAUUCCAUUCAUACAAGGUCAAUGUAUGUACAUGAAACCAUAAGCUCUGAUGAUGUUGCUACGCUUAUGUAUACGAGUGGAACCACUGGAAAUCCCAAAGGUGUCAUGCUUACACAUAGAAAUCUAUUACACCAGAUUAAUAAUUUGUGGGACUUGGUUCCUGCUGAACCUGGGAACAGAUUCUUAAGCAUGCUUCCAUCUUGGCAUGCAUACGAACGAGCUUCCGAGUACUUCAUUUUCACACGAGGUGUCGAGCAAGUCUACACAACUGUAAUGAAGUUUAAGGAUGAUCUGAAGCGUUACCAGCCCCAUUACAUUGUAUCUGUUCCUUUAAUAUUCGAAACGCUGUACAGAGGGAUUCAGAAACAGAUUCACUCCAAGUCCAUGCUUCGUAAGGUUGUCGAGCUUGCACUUAUAAGGGUCAGCUUAACUUACGUGGAGAUGAAGCGAAUCUAUGAGGGGAUGUAUCUAACUCCGAAAGAGCAGCAGCCAUCGCAUAUUGCUGCCUUGUUAGACUGGCUAUGCGCACGAAUGAUUGCUGCAAUAUUGCUUCCAUUGCAUAUGUUGGCUAAGAAGGUUGUCUACAGCAAGUUCCACUCUGAUAUCGGAAUAAGAAAGGCUGCCAUUAGUGGAGGUGGCAGUUUACCUUCACAUGUUGAUAGAUUCUUUGAGGCGAUUGGGGUGAAUUUACAGAAUGGUUAUGGAAUGACAGAGACAGCUCCAGUUACUGCAGCUCGACGACUUAGUCAUAAUGUUCUUGGCUCAAUUGGGCAUCCGAUUCGUCACACGGAGUUCAAGAUUGUAGAUGCUGAGACUGAUGAAUCUCUUCCACCUGGCACAAAGGGAAUAGUAAAGGUCAGAGGUCCACAGGUGAUGAAAGGUUAUUACAAGAAUCCGCGGGCAACAGAGCAAGUCCUGGAUAAAGAUGGCUGGCUAAACACUGGGGAUAUAGGAUGGAUUGCUCCUCAUCAUUCAAUAGGGCGGAGCAGAAACUGCGGUGGCAUUGUUGUACUUGAAGGGCGUGCUAAAGAUACUAUAGUCCUUUCAACAGGUGAAAAUGUCGAGCCCUUGGAGAUUGAAGAAGCGGCUAUGAAGAGUAAUCUUAUUCACCAAAUUGUUGUUAUUGGUCAGGAUCAACGCCGUCUGGGAGCUAUAGUUGUCCCGAACAAAGAAGCAGCAUUGUUGGCUGCUCCAAUGGCCUCGACUGAGGAUGCUGAUACGGCUGCACUCACCAACGAUCAACUGACAAGGUUGAUUUACGAUGAAUUGUGUACCAGGACAACAGACUGCACGUUUCAGGUCGGCCCAGUACUGGUGAUCGACGAGCCUUUCACGAUUGAGAAUGGGUUGUUAACUCCAACCAUGAAAAUCCGAAGGGACAGAGUGGCUGCUAAAUAUGAACGACAGAUUGACGAUCUCUACAAGUAGUAAUAUGCUUGUUAAACCGUUAAUGGCGUGGCGGCCAAGUCAAAAUCUUGAGGAAAUUGGAAUGAAUGAAAAGUUUUGCAAAUGCCUGCAUUUCAUAGCUUGGUGGGUGCUUGUGUUGUUAUAUUAUUCAUUGUUUCAAUUGAAUUAGAGAUUUAAUAGAAGGUCAGCAAUCAGAAAUCUUCGGGUUUCGUUACAUGAUUAAGUCUAGUUCAACUUAGUUUUAAGGUAAUCAAAGA
This is a messenger RNA of Linum tenue, 2339 nucleotides long. Lineage: Eukaryota; Viridiplantae; Streptophyta; Magnoliopsida; Malpighiales; Linaceae. The record is from the annotation of a GenBank genome assembly.